CACGUCCAGAAAAACCAAGGAGGGCGGCGGCAAAGACCAUGCCGCGGCAGGCGCUCGAGUCGUUUGUGUGCCCGAUCAGCCAGGAAGUGAUGAAGGACCCCGUCGUCGCGUGCGAUGGUCACUCGUACGAGCGCGACGAUAUCGAGACGUGGUUUGAACAGAAAGUCACGAGCCCGGCCACGAACGCUCCAUUGCCUUCGUCACGGUUAGUGCCAAACCAUACCCUCCGCUUGGCGAUUCAAGAGUAUGCGCGCCAUGGCGCGCUGCCGCCUUUGUCGUCGACUCUCUCGGCCUUCUGCUGUCCCAUCGGCAAAGCCACGAUGGUCGACCCUGUCGUCGCUGCCGAUGGGUAUUCGUACGACCGCAACAACAUCCAAGAUCGCAAGGUGUUCCUCGGCAUGUUCACGAAGCGCUCCAAGAGUCCACUCACAAAUCACCGCUUGAACCUGCGCCAGGUUGUCCCAAAUCAUGCUCUCAAAGCGGCGAUUGCAGAGUUUAACGGCAAACUCACCCAGUCCGACGGCAGUCCCAUGGUGUACCCCAUUGAAUAUCCACCGCCGUCUCCACCACUUCCGGUGGUUUUCUAUACCAACAACCCGCCGCCGCGACCGAGCACCAAUCUAUCCCCAAACCAACCGCCGUCCGUCUACAGAGUUUCGCGGGAGACGUCGGUGCUGUGGUCCCAAGACAGCCAUGACACGAUGCCGCCCGAGCUUGUUCGUCCGCUGCCCGUCGAUGCACUUCUCGUUGGGCUUGUCGACAACAAUGCGCCCUUCGUCGAAGUCGACGGCGACGCCUUCGGGUCGCUUGUCGACACUGCGUACGUGUCGCUGGGGGACUUGGAGCUCGUGGAAGCCAUGGAAGUGCGCAUGCGCUUUUGCCUUGGUCGCCGCACGCCUCUCGCGCUGUGGCCGACAGUAUCCACGGCUCACGUGCUCGCGUGGAUGGAUAUGGGUGAUGUCGUCGAGUCGGAAGCCGUCGUGCUGGACGCGACGGGGCAAGCCUUCCACCGAUGCCACGAGACGAAAUGCUGGCUCCGCAUCGAUGAAGAUGCCCGCCUCUUGACGUCGUAAUGUUGCCGUGCAGCAUCCAAAGAGGUCCGUGGACAAAGUGUAGUUGGCACGGCACUAUUUAAAUGGUUGUGACAUAAGUAGCAGUGGAGCAUGCCCUUGGUCGACCUCCCCCACAUCUCUACA
Messenger RNA from Aphanomyces invadans, 1196 nucleotides. RefSeq lists its product as hypothetical. NCBI's taxonomy places the organism in Eukaryota, Oomycota, Saprolegniomycetes, Saprolegniales, Verrucalvaceae. The record is from RefSeq and is a predicted model, not a curated record. Gene Ontology annotation, biological process: protein ubiquitination. The transcript has a single exon. Bases 39 to 1073 code for a protein of 344 amino acids. Gene Ontology annotation, molecular function: ubiquitin-protein transferase activity.